This is a messenger RNA of Pyricularia oryzae 70-15, 993 nucleotides long. RefSeq lists its product as uncharacterized. The record is from RefSeq and is a predicted model, not a curated record. Lineage: Eukaryota; Fungi; Ascomycota; Sordariomycetes; Magnaporthales; Pyriculariaceae. The transcript is spliced from 4 exons. The coding region runs from base 1 to 993 and encodes 330 amino acids. Gene Ontology annotation, cellular component: fungal-type vacuole; plasma membrane.
AUGGCUCAACCUCAGCAGCCACCUCCUGGUAAAAUGACGGGCGGCGGUCCUCCCCCUCCUGGUCGAAUGCCCGGCAACUUCAUUGUCUUCGGUCCCCGAGCCAACUGUACCCUCGACCUCUGCCCCGUCGAGAUGAGCGUGUACGGCUACCGGCCCUCGCUGGCAGCCAACGGCGCCUUCAUCGCCCUCUUCACCAUCGCCGCCAUGAUCCACGCCUAUCUCGGCAUCAGAUGGCGUUCCUGGUGGUUCAUGGGCUGCAUGGUAACCGGCUGCUUCGUCAUCACGCUGGGAUACAUCGGUCGCAUCAUCCUCUACUACAACCCCUGGAGCUUUGCAGGCUUCAUGAUGCAGAUCAUCCUCGUCGGAUCCGGCCCCGUUUGGUUUUGUGGUGCCAUCUAUGUCACAUUGUCCAAAACCGUCACCUUCCUCUCCCCAGCCUACUCUCGCAUCCCCCCACGUCUGUACAUCUGGAUAUUCAUCCCCUGUGACGCCGUCGCGCUUGUCCUGCAGGCCGUCGGUGGCGCGCUGUCGACCACCAGCAGCGGCGCGUCGCAGGUCGGCGUCGACAUGGGCAUCGCGGGCCUGGCCUUCCAGGUCGCCACCAUGACCGUCUUCUCGACCGCCAUGGUCGACUACAUGAUCCGGUACAUGCGGUCGCCAAUGGCCCGCGCCGACGGCAGCAUCGUCCAAGUCCUCGGCGUCCGCCUCAGGCUAUUCUUCCUCGGACUGGCCUCUGCGACGGUCCUCAUCCUUGGGAGGAGUGCGUACCGCGUAGAGGAGCUCAGCAAGGGCUACUCGGGCCCUAGCAUCCGGAAUGAGACGCCCUUCAUCUGGCUUGAGGGAGUGGUAAUCAUCGUUGCUACAUAUCUGCUUUGCAUAGGCCACCCAGGCAUCGUCUUCAGCAAGUGUAGGCAAGGCCGUCCGGAAUCUACCGACAAGAUUGCCAUGUCGAAUGUCAGGCUAUCGUCGCUGUCUCCAGAGAAUCGCAUGUAA